Caenorhabditis remanei is the source of this 561-nucleotide messenger RNA. RefSeq lists its product as uncharacterized. The transcript is spliced from 3 exons. Bases 1 to 561 code for a protein of 186 amino acids. Gene Ontology annotation, molecular function: 1-phosphatidylinositol 4-kinase activity. Gene Ontology annotation, biological process: phosphatidylinositol phosphate biosynthetic process; endosome organization; Golgi organization. Gene Ontology annotation, cellular component: lysosomal membrane; trans-Golgi network; endosome. The record is from RefSeq and is a predicted model, not a curated record. Lineage: Eukaryota; Metazoa; Nematoda; Chromadorea; Rhabditida; Rhabditidae.
AUGUCAUCAUCUGGAGCGUCGGAAUCGGAGGUGGAGACUUGUGAUGAAAACGUCGGGUUGCUUGGAUCUCGUGCGAAGAAGACAAAACACGAGAGACCAGUAAGAGCUGAGCAAACUGCACCACUUCACAGGCCAUUCGGAAGCACCACUGACGAUGCGACCGUUGAAUUCGGCGGAAGAAACGACUACCACGAUCCGUAUACUUCUGACGAUGAGCUCUUGCACACAGGAAGUGAUGCAUACGGAUCAACUGUCGGUGCUACUAUCUCAUUGAAGUUCAACGAAGCGUGCCGUGCCAUUCACAAUGGUCACUACCCGCAGAGAAUUGCACAGGGAUCCAGUGGAAGCUAUUUUGUCAAGAAUAUGCAGGAUGAAAUCAUCGCCGUCUUCAAACCAAAAAACGAGGAGCCGUAUGGAUCUCUCAACCCGAAAUGGCUCAAAUGGAUUCAUCGUGUAUUCCUCCCGUGCUGUUUUGGACGCAGUUGUCUUCCACCCAACCAGGUUAGUGAUGUAUCGGUUACUUUUGUGUUGUCCUGGACUUUUCACUUAAUUGGACUCUAA